CAGUGUGAGUGAUGCUUGCAACUCUUGUUAUGACUGCAAGGUCCUGUUUCAAUCACUGGCGUCAGACGGACGCACGACACCAACUCAAACCUUUUCACCUUCUUCUGAGCAACGUAAAUAUUGAUUGAAAAGCGAGGCAUUAGCGAGCAGCUCAGUGGGAGUUUUAAUUUGAAAGUGCUUCAGGGGACUAAAAGAGUAUCCCUCGUCGUGUCACUUUGAGGCUCCGACGGAUUUUUUUUUUUCGCAUUUACCGCGACUGUGAGAUAAAAGUUUUCCUCUAUUAUAGCCUAUUAGGUGGCUCGUAAAACAGACCCGCCUAUGACCUUCACGUCUUACAUUUACCGGAUGAAAGAUUAUUUGAUACAGUUUCAGAGCGUGUUUUCCGUCUUCGACUUUUUUCCCUUUUCUUUGAAUGCGUUGCAAAUAUGAUGAUGUCACCGACGCCACUUUUUCCUGAAGUUAUGGCGGAGCACAACUUUUCUAACUUCUCUUGACCAUUGCAAGCACUCGGCUUUACUAAUGGAGCACCGCCAGGGAGCAUGGAAGACCCUGAGCAACGGCUUCGGAAUGAAGGACUCUGCUUUAGAAGGCCCGUGCCUUUCCCCAACCAUGGUCCAGGGCUUUCCCUGCCAGCGUCGCUCCUCAGAUGACAGCAAGAUGCCCGACUCCAAGACUAGCAGCACUAUCCGUGUCUACCUCCCAAACCAGCAGCGCACUGUGGUAAAUGUGCGACCAGGUAUGACUCUGUACAGUUGCCUGAUAAAAGCAUUAAAGGUGCGAGGGCUGCAGCCUCAGUGCUGCGCUGUCUUCAAGCUGCAUCCAGGCCAGAGGAGCAAAAAACUCCGGAUGGAUUGGAAUACUGACUCCACCUCCCUUAUUGGAGAAGAGCUGCUGGUGGAGGUUUUAGAUCAUGUCCCCUUGACAACACAUAAUUUUGUUCGUAAAACAUAUCUGAAGCUAGCGUUCUGUGAUAUUUGCCAGAAGUUUCUUUUGAAUGGUUUCCGUUGCCAAACAUGUGGCUACAAAUUCCAUGAGCAUUGUAGCACCAAGGUGCCCACGAUGUGUGUGGACUGGAGCAAUAUCAGACAACUCCUGUUGUGUCCAACACCUGGUGAUAGCGGUGCCCCGUCUCUGCCCCCGCUGACAUCCCGGCGGAUGAGGGAAUCCUUAACACGGUUUCCAAGCUCAGCUCAUCGAUAUUCCACCCCUCAUGCCUUCAACUACACCACGUCCUACCCACCCACAGGUGGUGGUCUCUCUCAGAGGCAGCGCUCCACUUCUACACCCAAUGUGCACAUGGUUAGCACCACCCUGCCUGUAGACAGCAGCAUGAUUGAGCUAGACUGCCUCAAUACCUCCCCCAGCUCCUGGUGCCAUAGAUUCUGGUUGAAGAGGAAAGUAGGUAUUGUGCACUUCUCCCAGCCUUUUGUUGAGGCCUCAUCUGAGAGUCCAGAAAAGGAUGCGAUGCGUGAUCAUGACUCAGCGGGCAGUUCCCCCAACCAGAGUCCAACAGGCUGGUCCCAGUCCCAGUCCAAAGUUCCUGCUCCUGCCCAGCGAGAGAGGGCCCCGUCCUUCAACACUCAGGAGAAAAAUAAAAUAAGGCCCCGAGACAAGCGGGACUCCAGUUACUACUGGGAGAUUGAAGCCAGUGAGGUUUAUCUGCACUCCCGCAUCGGUUCAGGCUCCUUUGGAACUGUAUACAAAGGGAAAUGGCAUGGUGAUGUAGCAGUGAAGAUUUUAAAGGUGACUGACCCCACACCAGAGCAAUUCCAGGCAUUCAGAAAUGAAGUAGCAGUCCUGAGGAAAACGCGACAUGUCAACAUCCUGUUGUUCAUGGGCUACAUGACGAAGGACAACCUGGCCAUUGUGACCCAGUGGUGUGAAGGCAGCAGCCUGUACAAGCAUAUUCAUGUCCUGGAGACAAACUUCAAGAUAAUCCAGCUCAUAGACAUUGCCAGACAGACAGCUCAGGGCAUGGAUUAUCUGCAUGCAAAGAACAUCAUUCAUCGUGACAUGAAGUCCAACAAUAUCUUCCUGCAUGAAGGGCUAACGGUGAAAAUUGGGGACUUUGGUCUCGCUACAGUGAAGGCCAGGUGGAGUGGCUCACAUCAGGUGGAGCAGCCCUCUGGGUCCAUUCUCUGGAUGGCUCCUGAAGUUAUCCGGAUGCAAGAUAACAAUCCCUACAGCUUCCAGUCUGAUGUCUAUUCCUAUGGAAUUGUUCUCUUUGAGCUCAUGACAGGAGAGCUUCCAUAUUCCCACACAGCAAACCGAGAUCAGAUUAUCUUCAUGGUGGGAAGAGGAUAUUUGUCCCCAGACCUCAGUAAGCUCUACAAGAAUUGCCCCAAAGCCAUGAAAAGGUUGGUGGCCGACUGCAUCAAGAAGUCCAAGGAUGAGAGGCCGCUCUUCCCGCAGAUCUUGUCCUCCAUUGAGCUUCUCCAGCAUGCCCUCCCUAAGAUAAACCGCAGUGCCUCAGAACCGUCCCUGCACAGAGCCUCUCACACUGAGGAUAUCAAUGCCUGUACUCUGACCUCCACCAGACUGCCUGUUUUCUAGAGGCUCAGACAGCACUGGCUCUGUUCCUCUUUGAAAUAUCUAAAAUAGUCCAAAUGCUUGAUAUGCCCAAAUUCUCUAAAUACAGAUGCCAAUAUGGAAUUAAAGAUAAAAAUGCAAUCAUACAUAAGCCCAUGCUAAUCAAUAAAAUAUGUAAGGAAAAUAGGAGAGAAUAGGGGAGAAGUGCAGAGGGGAAGCCCAUCUGAGAUUUACGAUGGAAGGGAGUGAGUCUUGAUGGAUUGCGGGUGGGAUGCACUCAUGAAGAGGCUGGCGUAAGAUACAUCAGAGUGGUGCCUUGCUUAUUACUGCACGCACUGAGAAAUAUGCGGGGGCUCAACGGCGGCAAAGCAUUUGGGAAAAUUUGUAAAUACAUACAUACAUGCACGCAAGCACGCCUACUUAAGGCAACAAUAAAAUGGACACUGAAGGAAGAUCUAGAGGAGGACAGAUGUGUCCCUCUUGACUUGGUUUCUGUGAUGUGAAGCACACCCUUCUAUCUGUUCACCCUGAUGAAGAGGACCUUUAAAGCUUACAUGCCUUAAGAGGAAACAAAGCCUGGACUAAAAUCCUGCACAAUUCACCUCUUGUUAUCACAAACAAAGCCGUUGGAUGUAGUCCAUUUAGUUGCACAGUAGUAGUUAAUUUUGCAUUGUCUUAAAUGAUAAUGGAGUAGAUAUGGGAAAUUGUUUUUUUUUUUGUUGUUGUUGUUUUGUUUUUUUUGGUGUUUUUCUUGUUGUCUUUUGAUUUCUUUUAACUGUCUUUAUUUUUGGGGUCAUUUUGGAAGAGUUAUGGCCUGUCAGGCAGAUAGCAUAAGUGUUGGGGAAAAUUGAAUUUGCACAUUUUAUCAAAAGCAAUGGUUAUGUUUCAGCAGUCUUCUCAUUGGCUUCAUAGCUGUGGGAGAACUGUAGAUACACACACACACACACACACACAUUCACACUCUUAUCAGUCCUCACCGUGAGUUGGUUAUCAUGAGCCGGACAUAUGGCGGUUGUCUUAAAUAUUUAAAUUGAUUUGGAAACUAAUUUGUAUGUUUAUCACGUCUCUUUCAGGAGGUUAAACGUUUUAUUGUGAACUUGGUGAGAAAGUUGUUUAUUCAAUAUUUUAAUAAAAUUAAGUUAAAUUUCUUUGCCAUGUA
Molecule: messenger RNA, 3688 nt
Organism: Scatophagus argus
Lineage: Eukaryota; Metazoa; Chordata; Actinopteri; Scatophagidae
Gene: raf1a
Product: Raf-1 proto-oncogene, serine/threonine kinase a
Exons: 18
Coding region: 520-2553 (677 amino acids)
Biological process (GO): signal transduction; protein phosphorylation
Cellular component (GO): cytosol; mitochondrion; plasma membrane
Molecular function (GO): ATP binding; protein kinase activity
Source: RefSeq, a predicted model, not a curated record